Molecule: messenger RNA, 909 nt
Organism: Babesia bigemina
Lineage: Eukaryota; Apicomplexa; Aconoidasida; Piroplasmida; Babesiidae
Product: oxidoreductase NAD-binding domain containing protein, putative
Exons: 4
Coding region: 1-909 (302 amino acids)
Molecular function (GO): oxidoreductase activity
Source: RefSeq, a predicted model, not a curated record
AUGAUCUUAGUCGUCUGGACAUGCUAUUUACGAGUUGUUGUGUAUAGCGUCAAAUCGCCCCUCGAGUGCAGAAUUAGCUCUGUGCGUUAUCUCGGUGGCAAUGAAACAGACCGCAGUUUCCACCACAUCGUAAUUGAACACAACGGCCUAUACAACUUCGAACCCGGCCAGCAAGUUGUGUCACUCGACGUGCACAUUCCCUGCUUAGGCAUAUCUGAGCGCACCAAUCGGCCGCAUCCUCCUCGAUCGUAUUCUCUCGCCCCGGUGCUAGACGAAGACGGCGUGGAUCCCAAGACAUGCUUUUCCCUGGGGAUACGCGCUCCAGUUAUUCCUCCAGGCAGCGCACCCCUUUAUCGCAACAUCUGUAUAUGCUCGCAAUUUUUGUCCGGUGCUGAACCUGGCACUCUGAUUCGCAUAACCGGCCCUUUCGGCAAGUUCGUGUUGAGCCCUGACGACUUGCAGGGUAAGAACAAUUUGCUGUUCAUUGCGACUGGUACCGGCAUUGUGCCGUACAUGGGCUUCCUUAAAUCGCUGCUUAAGACGUACGCCGGGGGCACUCAAGAGUUUGGGAGCAUUCUGCUGUUUUUCGGGAUUCAGUCACCGUCUUCGCUGCUUUAUCGUUCGGCACUCGAUGAUUACGUGGAACGGUUCAAAGGCCGUUUUGCGUACAUUCCGUGUUAUUCACGUUUUGGUGAUGAGUCUGAGCGCUGCUACGUACAGGAUAAAAUUUUGAAGGCGCAGGAUGUUAUAAGGUCGAUGUGCUGCGAAGGCGGUCGGCAGUGCAGCAUUUUCGUAUGCGGGCGCAAGUCCAUGGAGAAAGCGGUUGCAAGCUCGUUGCAAACAGUGUUCGCUGGAAUUCCGCAGCGAGACGCCAUAUUGGCGAGCAUGAAGGUGGAGGUCUAUCAGUGA